Molecule: messenger RNA, 1237 nt
Organism: Python bivittatus (Burmese python)
Lineage: Eukaryota; Metazoa; Chordata; Lepidosauria; Squamata; Pythonidae
Source: RefSeq, a predicted model, not a curated record
GGCCUAGACCAAUCGUUUUAUUGGUACAUGGUUUUAUGGCCGAAGGGAGAUGUUGGAUUGCAAAUCUUCCUAGCAACAGCCUGGGAUUUUUUCUGGCAGAUGCUGGCUAUGAUGUCUGGAUAAUAAAUAACAGAGGAACCAUUUGGUCUAGAAGACACCAGGAGUUUUCGAUUGACCAGCAAGAAUUCUGGGAAUUCAGUUUUCACGAAAUGGCAAUUUAUGAUAUACCAGCAACAAUAAACUUCAUCCUACAGAAAACAAAACAAGACUGUUUGUAUUAUAUUGGCCAUUCCCAAGGAGCAGCAUUAGGUUUUGUUGCUUUUUCAGUCCUGCCCUACCUCUCUGAGAGAAUAAAGCUCUUUAUAGGCCUCACACCUGUCUACUCCCUGGAAGGUAUGAGGGGGACAUUAGGUGUACUUGGAAGAAUUCCUGUUGGACUCAGAAGACUAAUAUGGGGCACUAAAGAACUUUCCUUUGUGAGUGAGAGACAAAAGACCGUCCUGACCUAUGCAUGCAGCUAUCCAGUGAUUGACCAGCUUUGCCUCCAAAACAUUUUCCUUACAGGAGGAUAUAAUGAGAAAAACCUAAAUACAAGUCGGGCGGAUGUAUAUACCGCAAUCUUUCCUGAUUAUACAUCUACAAAAACCUUGGAUCACUGGAGCCAGGUUUUGCGUUCUGUGGAAUUUAAAUAUUAUGACUAUGGUUAUAAGAACAUGGAAAUAUACAACAUGACAACACCUCCAUUUUAUAAAAUUGAAGAUGUUAGUGUGCCAGUAGCUGUGUGGAGUGGAGGAAAAGAUAUUGCUGCAACCAGAAGUAAUAUUGAAUCACUGGUUACUCGAAUCACUCAUUUAGUUUUCUAUAAGGAUAUACCUGAUUGGGAACAUGCUGAUCCUAUCUUUGGUCUGGAUGCUCCCCAACGCUUGUAUCCUGACGUGCUUGAAUUGAUGCAGAAGUACAACGGCGGCAGCAGCACUGGGGCUGAAUUAGAGGCCCGGGGCCUUCUGCAGUUGUCCCUGUCCCCAGGCCUCUACUUCAUUCCCAGCGCAGUCAACACCACUUGUGAGGAGUGCCGCCUCAAGCCCCAUACCAUGGCAUAUCUCAGUGGCAGCAACGGUGCUGGGGCUGACGUAGAGGCCUGGGGCAGUGGCAGCCGGCUGAGACUGCUAAAGGCCCUGAGCCUCUACAGACCUCUCCCAAUCCUAGUGUAUGGAGAUGAUGCAGUUCUUCUCCCCCU